UACUGCGUCAUCUUGAUACAAUGUAGCUAGGUUGGUUCUUCCUACUCUCCUUACGUAGGUAUUAGUUUAAUACAUAGAUAAGUUAGCGAGAUAUUAAUUUAUUAGUAUUUGUACAGUUAAUACUCUAAAUUAGUGCAAACAAAGCAUGCGAAGGGUGACGCUUUUUGUCAACGGAACCUCCAAAAAUGGCAAGGUUGUAGCCGUUUAUGGGACUCUGCCUGAUCUUUUGACAGUCGCCAGCAAUAAAUUGGGAAUCAGGGCUUGUAACCUAUAUAAUGGGAAAGGUGGUCUUAUAGAUGACAUUGCGCUCAUCAGAGAUGAUGAUGUGCUAUAUGUGUCAGAAGGAGACGCUUUCAUCGAUCCUCAGAGUGAUGGGAAAACGUCAGAUGACAUCUCAGGAUCGCACACUGAUUGGCUGACGCUGAAUAUUGGUGGGCGCCAUUUCACAACCACUAGGAGUACUCUUGUGAGUAAGGAGCCUGACAGCAUGCUGGCACACAUGUUCAGAGAGAAGGAUGUAUGGGGCAAUAAGCAGGACGAACGAGGGGCUUACCUCAUUGAUCGAAGCCCAGAGUACUUUGAGCCCAUCCUGAACUACCUGAGGCAUGGCCAGAUUAUUGUCAAUGAAGGAAUCAACUUACUUGGAGUACUAGAAGAAGCUCGAUUCUUUGGAAUUGAGCAACUGGCAGAGCAACUAGAAGUCACCAUUAAGAAUUCUCAUCCACCUGAAGACCACUCUCCACUCUCACGGAAGGAAUUUGUUCGUUUUCUGCUGGCUACACCAACCAAAUCAGAGCUACGCUGUCAGGGUCUUAAUUUCAGUGGAGCGGACCUUUCUCGGCUGGAUUUGCGCUAUAUUAAUUUUAAAAUGGCAAAUCUGAGUCGCUGCAAUCUCACCUAUGCAAACAUGUGCUGCUCAAACCUGGAGAGAGCGGACCUUUCCGGAGCCAACCUGGAUGGUGCUAAUCUUCAGGGCGUGAAGAUGCUCUGCUCCAACGCAGAGGGAGCGUCCCUUAAAGGAUGUAACUUUGAGGAUCCCUCUGGGCUCAAGGCCAAUCUAGAGGGGGCUAAUCUAAAAGGAGUUGACAUGGAGGGCAGUCAGAUGACUGGUAUUAAUCUGCGUGUGGCUACGCUGAAGAAUGCUAAGCUGAAGAACUGUAACCUGCGAGGUGCUACAUUAGCCGGCACAGAUCUCGAGAACUGCGAUCUCUCAGGCUGUGAUCUACAGGAAGCGAAUCUGCGUGGUUCAAAUGUGAAAGGAGCCAUCUUUGAGGAGAUGCUGACUCCACUGCACAUGUCCCAAAGUGUGAGAUAACCAAUUACAUCGUUCCCUGCCCAGAAACCUCACCAGCCAGCUAUUCCCAGCACUCCCUCACCCCCGUUUCACGCUCCCGUGGAACCGUAUGCAACACUAGCACUUGGUUUGCCCACCUCUAAUCUUUGAGCUUUACUCUCAUGCACUAGUGCACAUCCAGGGUCUGCAGUCAUGGCCAACAUAGCGAAAGCUUAUCGUAGAGAUUCCAAAUAUUUAAAAAGGACGUUUGUCAAACCAAACUUUUGCUUUUGUUUUUAAUUAUGCUUUGUGUUGAACUAUUGUUCGAUUUCACUGAAUGUAUACGUUUCAUGUUGUGUUUCGUCUCAAAUAAUGAAGUCAACAUUUCAAUCAAUCAGUACAACCAAAUAUGUCUAUCGAAUUUUAGAUUUAUCAAUGAAUUUAUAGGAGGCUUAUUGUUGCACAGCUUACCGCAGGCGAAACAAACUCAUAUAAUAGUAGCCUUUUGUAUAUGGAAUAAUAUACCUUAAACAUCUCAUAACUGACAGUUCUGGUGUCAAAUAUGCAACAUAAAUGUACAGCUCUUAUAUUUUCUGUUUUUACAUUUACACAUAAACGACAUUAAUUGCUUAUUUUGUUUUUCGAUUUGCCAUUUGUUGAUCUACCUCCCAUAUAACCCGUUCUUGUUUUUAGCCAUUUUUAGUUAUUAAAUCCAUGCAGUCAGACAAAGACUUCAACCAAAUGCAAACCACAUUUUGCUGCAUUCUUGCAAAACCUAUUUCAUUUUUGAUAACUGUGUAAUAACACUUAGCCAUAGGUUAAUAUGCACAAUAAUUAACCAGUGGUGCCAAUAUGCUAUUUUAUCAUAUCAUUUUAUAAUAUGUGGAAAUGGUAUGCAGUUCUUAUUUUCCCCAUUUUUUUAUUUUUCAUUGAAGUGAAA
Rhinichthys klamathensis goyatoka is the source of this 2213-nucleotide messenger RNA. RefSeq names its product potassium channel tetramerization domain containing 9a (gene kctd9a). The record is from RefSeq and is a predicted model, not a curated record. Gene Ontology annotation, molecular function: protein binding. The coding region runs from base 146 to 1315 and encodes 389 amino acids. Lineage: Eukaryota; Metazoa; Chordata; Actinopteri; Cypriniformes; Leuciscidae. Gene Ontology annotation, biological process: protein homooligomerization; intracellular signal transduction. The transcript is spliced from 12 exons.